This is a messenger RNA of Actinia tenebrosa (Australian red waratah sea anemone), 2938 nucleotides long. Its product is annotated as tuftelin-interacting protein 11. The record is from RefSeq and is a predicted model, not a curated record. Gene Ontology annotation, biological process: spliceosomal complex disassembly. NCBI's taxonomy places the organism in Eukaryota, Metazoa, Cnidaria, Anthozoa, Actiniaria, Actiniidae. Gene Ontology annotation, cellular component: U2-type post-mRNA release spliceosomal complex. Gene Ontology annotation, molecular function: nucleic acid binding.
CAAGAUGGCGGACUGACUGACAUACUUUUGACGUUCUUUGAAUCAAGUCGUUUGGAUAGUUUUGGGCAGCAAUUAAAGCAGUUUUAGUAAAUACAGUAUAUCGUAAGAUGGAGGAAGAGGAAGAAGUUGAAUCUUUUGAGAUCACCGAUAAUGAUAUCAUGCAUGCAGGUCUACUUGGCCUUGGCUUCAGGCCGUACAAGUCAAGUAAGAGAUUAAAAGAGGAGGCUACAUAUGGUAUGUGGGCAGAGUACGACUCAGAUGAGGGUGACAGCUAUGGCCGUGGAAAAAGAAAGAAGGAUUAUAGCCGACCUCUUAGUUUCAUUAGUGGUGGUGUUGUACAGAAAGGGAAGCAGAAUGAAGAAGAUGAAGAAGAAAAUGAUGACGACAAGGAAGAAAACAGUAGUGGAAGUGAAGAGAGUGAACACAAGAGUAGAACAUUUAAAAGCAAGAAGUUGUUCAAAGGCAAAGGAGUGUCGUCAUCAUACAAUGAACCUGGCAAUGCAGCAACCCAAAUGUAUGCAAAAAGACUUCAGAAAACCGGAGGAAAAGAAUUUGGAUCAUGGGAAAAACACACCAAAGGAUUUGGAAUGAAAAUGUUACACAAGAUGGGUUACCAACCUGGACAAGGUCUUGGAAAGGAGGGCAAGGGAAGAGUGCAGCCUGUAGAGGCAUUCAAGAGAGAAGGAAGAGGAGCACUGGGCAUGUAUGGACCUGAGGUCAAAACUAAGGGGAAAAUUCAAUAUGAUGAAGAGGAAGAAGAGGACAAAAAGUUUAAAGAGAAGCUUCAUCAGUGGAAGAAAUCUUCAAAGACUGGAAAAGCUUCACCAAAGUACAUUUACAAGACAGCAGAUGAAGUCAAGGCUACAGGUGUGACUAAGAAAGGACCAUCUGUCUCUUUAAAACACAGCAAAGUCAAGGUAGUUGACAUGACAGGUCCAGAAGCUAAGAUCUUGACGGGGUAUGGUUCCUUGUCACAGCAACAUGCUAAACCUGGUGAAAUUCCAGCAACUACUACAGUUGAGGAAGCUGAAGCUGCUUUUGCAAUGCCUGAACUGAUGUACAACCUGAACCUCCUGGUAGACAUGACAGAAACAGAGAUUGUUCAAAUAGAUAAAGAACUGAAAUUUGAGCAAGACAUGGUAACCAACUUGAAAUAUGAGUCAGAAAGGAUUGCCGAAGUAAUAAACCAAGAAGAUAAACAGAUUAAAAGACUGACAGAUGUCAUGCAAGUGAUUGACAGGUGCAGAGCUCACUCACUCUCAUCAAUAGAAGAUUCUUUGACACUUCAAAAAUGCGAGGACAUGUUUAAACUAUUACAAGAUGAAUUUCAUGAGGAAUAUAUGAUGUAUGAAUUAUCAUCACUAGCAAUACCUUUAGUAUUUCCCUUGAUAAAAGAAUAUCUGAGUAGAUGGAGUCCACUAAUAAACCCCACCUAUGGACUGGAUGUCUUUAAGACAUGGAAAGAUCUUCUACAAAGUGGCAAACCAUCUGCAUUUACUCUGUCACAAGGAACUCCUCUGGACACCAACAGCAUGGACAUCUAUGAACAGUUGGUGUGGGAAGUAUGGAUGCCAUUGAUAAGAACAGCAGUCAGUAUAUGGAACUGUCGUGACAGUGAUCCCAUGAUUACAGUAAUAGAACACUGGCUGCCUCUUUUACCUCCGUGGGUUAUUGAGAACAUCAAGAAUUUGUUAAUCUUACCUCGAUUACAGAGAGAAGUAGAUGCAUGGAAUCCAUUGACUGAUGCUGUUCCAAUACACGCAUGGAUACACCCUUGGCUGCCUCUUAUGAAGGGUUGCUUGGAACCUCUGUAUGCACCAAUACGUUAUAAACUUGCAACAGCUUUGACGAACUGGCAUCCAUCAGAUCCAUCAGCAAAGAUGAUUCUUGAACCAUGGACAAAAGUGUUUUCAAAGGGGAGCAUGGACGCCUUUGUUCUACGAUCAAUUUAUCCAAAGUUAUCCCAGUGCCUUUCUGAGUUUGUUAUUAAUCCUCACCAACAACACUUAGAGCCAUUUCACUGGGUAAUGACAUGGAAAGGCGUGAUUCCAUUACAACAUUUUGUCAGUUUAUUGGAAAAACAUUUCUUCCCUAAGUGGUUCCAGGUUUUACGGAACUGGCUGGCAAGUAAUCCAAACUAUGAUGAAAUAACAAAAUGGUACAAAGGCUGGAAGACAAUGUUUUCCGACGAGCUUCUGAACAACCAGUCCAUAAAAGCCCAGUUUAACCGAGCGCUUGACGUAAUGAAUCAAGCGGUAUCAUCACCAGGAGAAUACUUACAACCAGGAGCCAAGGAACACAUCGCUUAUCUCACAAGCAUCGAAAGAAGAAAGGAGGCGGAAGCGGCGGCAGCUACAGCAGCCUUGGAAAGGUCAAGAGCAGAAACAGCCCGACUGCAAGCAGCCAACCAAAAUGUGCCUACCAAUUUUAAAGAUCUCAUUCAUAAAAUGGCUGAGGAUAACAACAUAGUCUUCCUGCCAGUCCCUAACCGCCGCUAUGAAGGAAAAACACUGUACACUUUAGGCAAGACAACCAUCUAUAUCGACCAGGGAGUAGUGUUUGUACAAACUCAAGGAUCAUGGAAACCUAUCUCUCUACAAGAUCUGUUUGUUUUAGCCAAAUAAACACUUCAAAUACUCCAUUUUACAGAUCCGGUCAGUGAUUACGAAUACUAGAUCCAAGUCGAGGUUGGAGUUUCCGCGCAUAGGAAAACUAUAGUUUAUCAUGCGUGGCAACUCCAACCUCGGAUUGAAACUAUUAUUCGUGGUCACUGAACGGAACUGUAAAAUGGAGUAUUGAUGCUCUUAAAAUGUAAAUAUUGUUGAAAACUAAACACCUUAGAAAGGUAUGUCAAAUAGCCUUGAAAUUAUUUUUCACAAUGCGUAAAUUUUACUGAAAAAUAAACAAGUGGCCAUGUAUUAAAAGAACCAUAUCGACA